GAAUUAACCACGCGCUGAGCAUUGCUUAUAUGAUAUGGCUGAGUCUAUUUUUUACAAAAUUACUGUACACCUCUAAUGAUAACUCAAAAUUACUUCAUAAUUUUUCAGUCCUUUCUAUCUUAUUCCACGUAUAUUACGCCUACAUGGUCUUCGUGAACUAUAUAUAUACGUACCACAAGCAGUUCAGAUCCUCCCUAUUUUCUUUCAUUUUGUUUUUCCAUAUAUUUGGCAUAAUUGGCAUGAUCAAGUUGUAUUACCAUGAUUAUGGAAGGUCCUUGUUCGCUCAGUGCAUAAUAUUUUACUUAAUAAACGGAUUCGGUAUAACAUUCGGCGCGCACCGUCUGUGGUCCCACCGAGCAUUUAAAGCGGGUACCUUCGUGCAGGUUCUCUUCCUAAUUUUGAACAGCUUUGCAAACCAAGGAAGCGUAAUAACGUGGUCCAAAAAUCACCGCCUGCAUCAUAAGUAUAGUGAUACGAAGUACGAUCCGCAUAACAUAAGAUAUGGGUUCUUCUAUAGCCAUGUUGGAUGGUUAUUAUAUCAGAAGACAAAAUAUGUAAAGGAGAAGGAGAAAGAAAUAUAUGUGGAUGAUUUAUUACAGAACCCACUUCUCCUAUGGCAACAUAAAUUGGAUCCAUAUUUUAACUUUUUUUUUUGUUUCAUUGUACCGGGAAUAUAUUCCUAUUUUAUGUAUAACAAUUUCUGGGACGGAUUCUUCAUUUUGGGAGCACUAAGAUGGAUCAUCACGUUACACGCCACUUGGUCGAUCAACAGUGCCUCGCAUUCAUUUGGACAUAGACCCUACAAUCAUGAUAUAAAAGCUUCAAACAACAUUUUUACCUCCAUUGUGGCGCUGGGAGAAGGAUGCCACAAUUACCAUCAUGUUUUCCCGUACUGCUAUGCCAUGAACGAAAAUUUCUACAUUCUGAGCAUAAACCCAACUAAAUACGUCAUUCAAUUUUUUUACCACUUGGGAUUAGUAUGGGAUUUAAAAUGUGCGCAGAAUAUCUGCAAGGAAGUACGCAUAAAGGAAGCGCAAAAAUUAGAGAAGAAAAGCAAAUUAUUAAGCGAAAAUAUUAAAAAUGAAAUACUGAAGAAAGAAGACACGAGCUAUGUAACUGACCUAAUGAACUCGUUCACAGCACUUUGCAAUGACUAUAUAAACAUCUCCACCUUUAGGUACAUCACGUAUUUAUUGAGAGAUUUUGCAAUAAUGAUGACCAUUUUUCUAAUUCAUGUAUACUAUUGCUAUAACAAAUAUGGAAAUGGAACUUUAUUUUCAAACAUGUCUAAAAAUUUUGAAGCCAUAGAGAGCAAUAAACUAAUUUCUGUUUGCUCAUUUGUAUUUUUUCACAUCAUAUUAUAUGCCCUACCCAUGGGAACCAUGUUCGCAAGUCUGUAUUCCUUGGUUUAUGAAUGCAAGAGAGGAUUACUUUUUAAAAACAAUUUUUUAAAUAACUUCUUUGGAAGUAUCAUUUCAUCUUUUAUUCUUCUUCCAUAUACAUCGGAGAAUUCGAGAAAAUCGUUGCUGAUAUCGUUGAACGAAGAUUUUUUAAAAGUGUUAAAAGGACCCAUUUAUUUUGAUUUGUAUUCAUUCAUAUUUACCAUAUUUCUGGGAUUGUACGGACUGGUCACCUACAUAUUUGGACACUUUUACUUUUUAAUAUUUUUCAUAGCACCCUAUGUAGUUUUUAACGUGUGGUUAUUAACUUACAUUUAUUUGUUGAACAAUCCACCCUUUUUUACCGUGGACAUGAAUGCGAAGGAUGUCGAUAUAAGUGUUUUAAAUUACGUGGCCUUCCAAUCCCUACUUGAGUGGAAAAAGAACAAUUCCAUUUAUCAAAGCAAAAAAAGAUUGUACAAAAUAGUUUUCUUCUUCUUAAAUUUUAUACACCAUCAUUUGUGCUACACACACAUUGUAGAGUUCAUCAAUUCGAAAAUUCCCAGUUACCGAACGAAGGAAAUUUACAAGCAGUUUGACAAAACAUUAGACCAGUAUCACUCCCUGCGCAAUGACAAAUUUAUUGAAGUUUUGAAGCAGUUCUUAUGA
Plasmodium cynomolgi strain B is the source of this 2048-nucleotide messenger RNA. Its product is annotated as stearoyl-CoA desaturase. The coding region runs from base 30 to 2048 and encodes 672 amino acids. Gene Ontology annotation, biological process: unsaturated fatty acid biosynthetic process. The transcript has 2 exons. Lineage: Eukaryota; Apicomplexa; Aconoidasida; Haemosporida; Plasmodiidae. Gene Ontology annotation, cellular component: endoplasmic reticulum membrane. Gene Ontology annotation, molecular function: iron ion binding; stearoyl-CoA 9-desaturase activity. The record is from RefSeq and is a predicted model, not a curated record.